Messenger RNA from Marchantia polymorpha subsp. ruderalis, 1003 nucleotides. The record is from the annotation of a GenBank genome assembly. Lineage: Eukaryota; Viridiplantae; Streptophyta; Marchantiopsida; Marchantiales; Marchantiaceae.
GCUGCUCUGCCGCCUGGUCGAGUUUUGGGGGCGGAGCCACGCGCUGCGAUUGCAGUCACCGGAGAAGCUUUUAGCGAAGGACGACAACGUUGUCGGUGACAGUUGUUGGUCUCUUGGUUUGUAGCCCAAGGCCCGAGCGCAGGGAGAGGGAAGGAGGGGAGAAGGAUGCAGGAGAAUCUGUGGAAGGCUGGCCCGCCCCGCGAGGGCGAAGAAUGUUCUCGCCCGAGCACGGACGGAGUGGAAGCCAGAUGUUGCUCGGAGGGGCGUGUCGACGAAAUGACUGCGCUCUCGCGAGGUGAAAUAAUGCAGCAGUUUUUGUGACAUGUGACCUGGAUGGCGUGAGAAAAUCGGCAGCCUGAUGGCAUUAUAUUGAAGUUUCCAGUUCACAGAGGUGAGGAUAAUCGAGUAGGGAGAUGAAGUAACCAUGGAUCCGAGUUCAGUAAGGAGGAGGAGUUUUAAACGAGCUCUCUCUGUGAGGGGGAGAGAUAAAGAUGGUGCACCCACCUCGUCGAGUCUAGGCUUACCUGUCGGUGGAGCCAAACCUCUCGAAGUUUAUGGAUUUGUUGGCUCGAUCGGCUCCCUCGUCUCUUACGCGGUCUACAUAAUCUGGGCGUAUACACCCGAGUCAUGGCUUCAUGCUCUCGGUAUAACAUAUUAUCCCAGCCGGUACUGGGCAAUUGCGAUUCCGUCGUACGUGAUCAUCUCAGUCCUUUUCAUAUGCGUCUUGUACGUGAGCUUUAAUUUUUUGGCAACGAAUCCUCCUCAGUCUCGAUACACUCUAUAUGACGAAUACACGAGGCCUAGCACGGACCUGACGUUGUCAAGGUUCCAAGCGAGUGACGAUGAGCGGCAAGUUAUCCCUUCAUUCUCGGACAUGCCAAUCACUGAAGUGAAUGCUUUACUGCUGGGUCCUGCUAUGAGUAAAACUCUGUAGAGGAGGUCUUCAUGGUGGACGAUAUUGGUCCUGCAUUCCUAUUUUCUAUCCCUCAGGUGGAAGGUCCUG